CAAAAUAUAUUUUACUAAAUUGAAUACUCUGUAAGCUUAACGAAAAUAACUUAAAUUAUUAUUAUUUAAAACAAUGGCUGAUGCUUCUUCAAAAUUGGAUCCCCCACUAUUUGUGCCCUGCGACUUGGAGCAGUUUCGUGAUCCCAACAAACAUAUCGCCUAUGCCGCCGCUUGUGAACAGGAUGAGAAGCUAGAUGCGCAGGAUGAGAUUAGUGUGUCCAGCAUUAUAUCAGCGCUGCUGCGUCCCAUUGAGCCGUCCGAUGAUCAGUACAAGACCUGCGAAUGGGGCAUCGAUCCCAAGAAGUUUCUGAAAGUCAAGGACGCAGUCAUAUUCAAGGAGCAACUGUUCAUCUCCAAGCUGCGCAACACCAACUGCAAGCUCAGCGAGGAUAUUAAGAUCUUCUUUGAGCGCGAGCUGCAGCAGAUUGGCAAGUUCUGUCUCAAUGUGGAGGAGGCAUAUGAUGGCUAUGUGGUCUACAGCAGCAGCAAGAUGAAGAAGAACAAAGGCAUCACCGAGUGCGGGCAUCAGCUGAAGGGCAAAUACGACGACAAGUUCCAGUUGAUCUGCGAGAAGCGCUCCGAGUUCGAUCGCAUUGAUCACGCCCAGGUGGAGAAGACACUGGAGGUGAGAAAUCAUGCGGAUCUUCAUCUCACCGCUAUCCGAGAGACGCGCAUCAAUGAGGAGUCACAAAAGUUCAAGGCCGUCAUCGAUAUCAAAGAUCGCGAUCACAUCUUUGUGCUCGAUGGGGGCAUAAUGCUGCUUAUGCGUCAUCUGGUGUGCAACAAUUUCGUGGGCAACUUCGAGUACUACACCAUGAAUUUAUAUGGACGCGUUCUGCGCUGUAAUCUGGUCGUGCGCAAGGAGCGCAAGCUCAUCAGAGUCUUCUAUCGCACCUACAAGCACACUGUGCACAUUGUCACCCAGCAGUGCUUCAACGACGAGCUGCAGGAUGUGGCCGAGACCUUCAUGGCGCCCACCGGCCGCAUUGUGCUGCACUUUUGGCGUGGCUACAACUAUCUGAUGCAUGCAGCUUGUAUUCCACGCAAGCCCAAGGAGGCCAUCAUCCCCAAGCUGGAGCUGAUGUGGCGCCAGAACGUGGUGCUAACCAGAAAGUUCAAAGAGCUCAAGGCUCUGAACUAUGAGAACUCAACCGAGUAUCUGGAGCAUCAUUCAGAGCUGGCAGACUUUAUGCAGGACUAUGUGCUGAAUAUUCUACGCUACAAGCCCACCAAUGUGCUUGAAUUCUCAAUUAUGUUCUUCCAAAAUAUGGCCACUAAGUAGGCGGAUAAAAUUGUAAAUGCUGGUGCUUAAAAAAAUUCAAAAAUUAUUGUAAAAUUGUUUAAACUAUGCAAAAUGUUCUCUUAAGUAGUCAAUAAAGCGUAAAGAA
Molecule: messenger RNA, 1388 nt
Organism: Drosophila busckii
Lineage: Eukaryota; Metazoa; Arthropoda; Insecta; Diptera; Drosophilidae
Exons: 2
Coding region: 74-1282 (402 amino acids)
Source: RefSeq, a predicted model, not a curated record